CUCUCCAUUAUACUGGAGAUUCUCGGUGAUACCACACGUGCAGGUUGCUCCUGUGACAGGUGCGUGAAGGUGUGGGAGGAUGACCAGGACAGACAUGUGGAUGCUGACGUUGCUUCUACUUCUACCCACCAUUGCCGUGGCGGAAGACGAAGAGAUCGCAGAGUUCGGGUUUCUGCAUGUGAUAACGGACAUUCGCUACCGCUUCGCAAAGACGCAGGUUACGGGCAGAAUCCUCAACACAGCAAACGUCUCUGCCGACGUCGCUGUUGACGUGACGCUGCCCAACUCGGCAUACAUCAGCGAGUUCAGCUUUAAAUUCAAUGACCGGAAGUACUACAGCCGUGUCAAUGAAAAGGAAAGCGCUGAAAAGUCGUACAGAAUAGCAAAAGCACAGGGCCACGCUGCCGGCAAGGUCAGCCAGAGUGCCCAUGAGACGAACAAGUUCAUAAUGAAUCUAAGUGUUCCAAAAAACGCCAACCUUACCUUCAACCUGACGUAUGAGGAGGUGUUACAACGACGUAACGGUGUCUACACACACUCCAUCUACAUCGACCCUGGUCAGCCUGUUCCGGACAUGAAGAUCGAUGUCGCUAUACAGGACACACGUGAAAUCACCACACUCAAAGUCCCGCCAAUAUCUGGCAACAGCAUAACGGAUGUAGACAUCACGGAAAACAACAACAUGGCUGUCAUACAGAGACCCACCCCCAACUCAGCCUACAUUCGCUUCCACCCAACCCUGGAACAGCAGUUGACUCGGUGGGCAGAAGGAAUCUCUGGGGUCUUCUCGGUGAUGUAUGAUGUGGACAGGGGCUUUGAUGCUGGCGAUCUCCUGGUCUCGAAUGGCUAUUUCAUUCACUUCUUUGCUCCCGCCGUUCCUAACCCCAUCCCCAAAGACAUCCUGUUUAUCCUGGACACGAGCUCAUCUAUGUACAACGGGAAGAUGGACCAACUCAAGGCCGCCAUGAAGGUCAUCCUCAGAGAUCUCAGAGCAGACGACAAGUUUAACAUCAUCUCAUUCAGCUCUAGAAUCCGAUACUGGCAGUCGGACAUGGCGGAGGCCAACAAUGCCGAGCGUGCUGUCAAAUACAUUGACUCACUCAAAUCUGUAGGCUGGACAAACAUCAGAAAGUCACUUGUAUCCGGCCUGGAAUAUUUGAGCGAAAGACAGAGGUCAUCUGAGGGAGCUCUCGUUAUUUUCCUCACUGAUGGAAGAGCAACUGCGGGCGAGCGCAAUCCUAACCGAGUAUUGCAGAAUGUGAGAUCAGCCAACAAGAAGGACAUCCCCUUGUACACGCUGGCGUUUGGCAAGGAUGCCGACUGGGAACUCGUCAAGAAGCUGGCGCUCCAGAACUUUGGCAUUACGAGAAGGAUCUACACAGAUGGUGAUCCAGCCAGGCAGAUUCAGAACUUCUACCACCAGGUGUCCUCAGUCAUGCUUCACGGUGUCACUUUCCGGUACAGUGACGCCAUUACCUCCGAAACACAACGCAUUUCCUCCGGAACACAACAGAACUUCACAAACUACUUUGAAGGGUCUGAGCUUAUUGUGACCGGUAUCCUUGACUCUCAGAGCGACUCCUCUGAAAUAGACUCACUGACGACAAACAUCAUAGGGACAUCAGACAGUGGACCUGUAAACCUGAAACUCACCAGUUCGGAAGUGGAUCUAAAGUCCCAGUUUGAGGCUCUAACACCCCUGUAUGACAACGUCAAUGUUGAAGGAAUACUGAAAAGAAUGCAUGCUUACCUGUACAUCCGGGACCUAAUGCAACAGAGAGUUGGCGAAAAUGACAGGAACACCAGAGAAAGUCUGAAGCAGAAAGCCCUUGAACUGUCUCUUCAGUAUCGCUUUGUGACUCCCCUGACGUCGCUAGUUGUGGAAAACAGAAAUACACACGAGUUGUCUGACCUCCGUCGGGAUGAAGAUCUGUACGCUUUCAAGGAAAAGGUCCUGCCCACUCCUCCGCCAUAUUACCGGCGUUACUCUGGAGGUGGAGGUGGCGGCGGCGGCGGUGGAUCAAGCAGAGGAGGAGGUGGCUAUGAUCCUCACUUCAUGCUGUUCAUGGAAGGUCUCAAGUACCCUAUCUGUUUUGACGUGCUGGGGAAGGACAGGGAGAUCUACCAACUGAUACAUGACCCACAGACAGACUUAACUGUGAAUGGACGAGUAGGCGAAGGUAAAAAGCACACCCGAGAAGGCGGUUUCCGAACGUACAUGGUGGAGAUUGCCAUCAUGCUCCAUGACCUUCACCUUCUGGUAACCCGUAGCAACAUCACCCUGCACGAGGACAGCUAUUCCUGGGACAAUGACUUUAACAUAACUGUCCCUUGGGCUCGGCUCUUUAUAAAGCAAGUCACAGGGGGCAUCACCAAACUAUCUGUGGUUUUUGACAGUGGGUUGCAGAUCGACAUUGUGAAACAUUUACACUCGGCCUCAAACACUUUAGGGGGAGACUUCCUUAACAUCGAGCUUGGGAACGAACAACUUCUCUCUGAAGAGUCAGACGGCAUCAUUGGGCAAUUCAUCCACAAGAAAAUCCGGCUUCAGACUAUCACAUACAGGAAUGGACACCUGGUGGGGCACCUCCGUAGUGUCACGGGUCUAGAAAGACGCCAUGGACUGGCCCGCAUCAAACACAGACACGACCCCGUGUUCAACGAAACCGUCUCCUGCUGGGUUCUAAGAGAGAGGGCGAAGCGACUCUUUGAUGCCCCUCCUAAGUACUACAUCGUUGACGACAUGUACCAGACAACGCUGUCCUGAGCGGGUGCUGGUCAAACACAUGUUUGACUGAUAUGCUCACAGUGGACGCUCACUCAAUAAUUAACCACAUGAUAGUGUAUGCUUCUUUUUCAAUUACUCCACGCUGAUUCACAUACUGUGUCUGAUGUGUAGUAUAUAGAUACUCAGUUAUGGCAAUACGUGUGAACUCUUUAUAACUGCUGCUUCAACAAGCAUACUUCAUCAAUUCGAUUACCAAAUACCACCUACUACCUAUCGCCUCUUUGGUUCUGGAUUCUUUGUUGUAUCAAUCAUGAUUAUCCUCCCUACUCCUUAUGAUUACUCCCUAUGAUGAGUACUCCCUAUGAUGAUUACUCCCUAUGAUGAGUACUCCCUAUGAUGAGUACUCCCUA
Molecule: messenger RNA, 3138 nt
Organism: Haliotis rubra (blacklip abalone)
Lineage: Eukaryota; Metazoa; Mollusca; Gastropoda; Lepetellida; Haliotidae
Product: inter-alpha-trypsin inhibitor heavy chain H3-like
Exons: 13
Coding region: 80-2767 (895 amino acids)
Biological process (GO): hyaluronan metabolic process
Molecular function (GO): serine-type endopeptidase inhibitor activity
Source: RefSeq, a predicted model, not a curated record